AUAUGGGGGAGAAAAAGUAUUGAUCAGUGAAUUAUCCAACAUUCCUUUGUUUCAUUUUCAUUUUUUUUUUCAUUUCAAAUAUACAUGCCAGGUCUCCCCUUCUUCGUCACUAUUAAUUUCUUUGGAAUAUAAUUGAUUAUGGUCCAACAGCCUCACCCCCGUGAGCUCUCGGUCGCCCCCACCCGCAGCUCCACGGCGGCGGUUCCUGCAGAGUCCCGCGGCGGCGGAGGUGACGCGGCGCUGGACUACGACGUGGUGGUCAUCCUGGCGGCGAUGAUCUGCGCGCUGGUCUGCGCCCUGGGCCUCAAUUCCAUGCUGCAGUGCGUGGUGCGCUGCACCCGCCGAGCCCUCGCCGACCCCGCCGCCUGGAUCACCCAGCGCCGUCUCAACGCUGGCCUCAAGCGCGAGGACGUCGUCGCGCUUCCCGUCGACACCUACGCCGCCGCCACAUCCGGCGGGUCGCCCUCUUCGCCGUCGGCCUCAGCCACGCCGCAGCCGGGCUGCGCCAUCUGCCUCUCCGACUUCGCCGACGGGGACAAGAUCCGCGUGCUGCCGAUUUGCGGCCACCGGUUUCAUGUCUCUUGCAUCGACACGUGGCUGCUUUCCCACUGCUCCUGUCCCACAUGCCGCCGUCGCCUCUCCUCUUCUCGCGCCGACGACACCACUGCACCCUGAUUACUUUAACUAAUUAAUUAAGUAAAUUAAAUCUAUGCAAUUUAGAAUUCUGGUGCUAAAAUUACUACUAUUACUUUGCUUUCUUCUCAAGUAUCUGUAUAAGAUCUGGUGCAUUUUGAGAGGCUACUUAAUCAAUCAGUUUACUGAUCAAA
Molecule: messenger RNA, 827 nt
Organism: Zingiber officinale
Lineage: Eukaryota; Viridiplantae; Streptophyta; Magnoliopsida; Zingiberales; Zingiberaceae
Product: RING-H2 finger protein ATL74-like
Exons: 1
Coding region: 139-675 (178 amino acids)
Source: RefSeq, a predicted model, not a curated record